Adineta steineri is the source of this 2384-nucleotide messenger RNA. The record is from the annotation of a GenBank genome assembly. Lineage: Eukaryota; Metazoa; Rotifera; Eurotatoria; Adinetida; Adinetidae.
AUGGAUGAACGCGACGGGGUCGAAUAUCCUGAACAACAAUCUCAACAUAGACAAUCAUUAGUGAAGAAGAAUAAGAGUGAAAUAAAACAAGAGAAAAAAAUGUCAAAAACUGAAAGCCGUUUUAAAUCUAAACUUGAAUCUUUAAAAAAACUUCAACAUUCAGCAUCAACAAAUAGUGCUGUUGAAAAAGCACGAGCAUUUUUUCGCUCGUUAGAACUUAAACAUCUAGGUGGAAGUAGUAAUCAUGAACAAUCAUCAUCAUCAACAUCAUCUCGUCGACGUGUUCCUACUACUACUACAACAACAACUACUAAUAACAAUAAUAAUAUUAAUUUAUCUUCAUCUGGAAAAUUUCCUCUUCCUUCUUCAAUGUCUUCAUCAAGUUCAUCGUCAAUUAUUGACGAUAGUCAUAAUACAAUGUCAAUAACGACGACAAAUGAUUCGUCGUUUAAUACAAAAAUUCCUGCUGAUGGUAUUGCAACAGCAAGACUUAUCCGAGUUAUUAAUCCAAAUUAUUCCAAUUCAAAUGAUAUGAUUAUAAAUCGAGUUCUAAAUAAUGAACAAAAUGAUCAUCAAUUACCAGCAUCACAUUUAAAUUUUCAACAUAUAUUAAUGGAUAAGAAUAUUCAAUUACCUAAACAAUAUUAUAAUGAACGAAGUCAAAGUUAUUCUGUAGCAAUGGAAAAACAUCGAGAAAUACAACAACCAAAAUACGAUUCCCGUGCACUUUCGCCUACAGCUGCUAUAAAUGCUAAUAUAAUAUAUUCAAGUCAUAAUUAUCCAAAUACACCACCUUCAAAUCAUUCAAAUGUAAACAAUAGAAAUAUUGCAAAUAACCAAAUGUCAAGUUCAUUAUAUAAUUAUCGACCAUUAGUUUGUCGUCGUGGAGAAUCUCCAUCAUUAAUGUCAUCAUCAUUUCAUGAACAAUCACCUCGUGUAGUAGAUUCUGUCAUUCGGCCAAUACCAUCAUCAGCAUCAUCAUCAUCAAUGUCAACAUGGACACAAAGUGUUCGUCGUCUUAAUACAGAAUAUACAUCAACAAUAAAUGCUCUUCAACAAGCUAAAGAAUCUUUUCAUGGUCCAACAGAUAAAAUUUCUAAAUAUGCUAAUUUAGUUGCACGUGGAAUUAAUAAUCUUUCAAAUAAUGAAUCAAAAAAAUCCUUAGGUGUAACAUUUUGUUUAACAGCACCAUUAUCUCCAGAUUCUCCUUCAUUAUCACAUACAUCAACAAAUUCAGUUCAACAAAGCAAAACACUUCCAUCAAAUAUGUUUUGUAAACCUAAAAUAGUACGUCCAUUAGAUUUAAAUACAUUUAUUCCAUCAAUACCAUCAUUACCAAAAUUAGAAUCGAUUUCAUCUAAUAUUGAAAGAGAUAAUGAAAUUGAUUCAAUUGCUAAUAUUAUUAAAAAAUUUAAUAAUCUUAAUCCUACAUCAUCUUCAUUAAAAUCUUCGAUGUAUAUGGAUAAUAAUACUGAUUUAUUAUUAUCUCAAUUGAAUAAGGAACAACAAGAAAGUUUACCACAAAUAUUUAUGUUUGAUUCAGUUCAAAAUAAAAAAGAUCAAUCAAAUAUUUCUUCAUUAACAUCAUUAACUGAUAUUAAUCCUUCAUAUUCAAUUUCAACUCCUCGUGUUCAUUUUGAACCAUCAAUAACAACUUAUGAAAUAGAAGAUAUUCCAUAUGAAUCUCCACCAUCAUCUUUAACAACCUCAUCAUCGUCUACCUCUUCAUCGUCAUCAUCACCAUCAUCGUCAGCUUCAGAAGAUACAACUAGUAGUAGUUCAUCAACAUCAACUGAUGAAAAUCAAAUUUAUGAACAUACUGAAUCAGAUAAUAUUAUUCAAGAAGAAACAACAUAUACUAUUGAAACAUUUUAUAAAAGUUCAAACAAUCAUAAUAAUCAUAUUAAUAAUAUUAACAAUAAUAACAAUAUUAUUAAUAAUAAUAAUAAUAAUAAUAAUAAAGUAAAUUCAUCACCAAUUAAUCAACAAGUUGUUGUUAUUCGAGAAAAUACAACGGAAGAACAAUUUAAUUUAGCACGAGAAAAACAUCAUCAUGAGAAAAUAUCAAAUUAUGAAAAACCAACAUCUCAACGCACAUAUACAUUGAAUGAAACCGAAGUUCCACCAUUAACAACACCAUUAUUAACUUAUCUAAAUUCAACAUCUAAACAAACAGCACCAACGUCAUCCAUUUCAGAAAAACAACAAAAUCAUCAUCAUUCAAUUGAACCAUCAACACAAAUCACAAACGAUUUUACCUCGUAUGAUUAUCAUGAUGAAGAUGAUGCGACAAUUCAUGAUGUUAUUGCAGUCAAUCCUCAUACACACUCACCACCAUCUCAUUGUUUAACUAGUAGUUCAUCAUCAACUAGUACAGCAUCAUC